AUGCCUUCUCAACACCAGCGCCCACUUCCUCUCCUUGUCAGGGACUCUUCUGCCGCCCAUGACUUGAAUCCGCCUGUUGAUUCACCAGUCGGACCUUCACCUAGAAGCAUCGGGAAUCCUCUCUCAUCCAAGAUUAACGCUGUCCUCGCGACGUCUUUCACCGAUGCCGAGUUUCGGGAUGUCCUGUCUACAGUCGAUCGAUGUGAUUUGGUAAAUACUCCAGUCACACGUCGUCAACUGCGACUCCAGCUCCAACGGGAAGUCAUAGAGAGCAAUGGGGAGAUUAUCCGAGAAUUCGGGCGAGUGGCCGAGCAACUCCGCCAAUUUGGAUCCACUCUGGAGCAACUCAGCCACGUGUACCGCGAGAUGAAGGUUGAAAUUGUCGCGACUCACCAGCAAAUUUCCCCAGUCUUGCAGGAGUCAUCGGCACUUAUCACCGAGAGGCAAGACGUAGAGGCUAAGGCCGACGUCCUCAACCGUUUCCGGGCCCAUUUUGUGCUAUCCAAGGAGGAGAUAAAUGCUUUGACUCUUUCCUCCGAACCGAUUGACGAGGAGUUCUUCUCGGCUCUUUCCAAAUCAAAAGCUAUCCAGCGGGACUGCGAGCUUCUCCUGGGGUUUGAAGACCAGACCCUAGGUCUAGAGUUAAUGGAGCAAUCUUCAAAAUAUCUGAAUCAGGCAUUCCAGAAGCUUUACAAAUGGAUCCAGCGAGAAUUCAAGGACGCCGGCUCAGAGACGCCUCAGAUGAACCCGUCGAUUAGGCGCGCUCUUCGCCUUCUUUCCGAACGACCGUCCCUAUUUCAGAACUGCCUUGGGUUUUUCUCAGAGGCCCGUGAGAGAACCCUUUCGGAUGCAUUUCACUCUGCUCUUACCGGAGACUCUUCGGUGAAGGGGGCUCGAGACUCGGUGAAACCCAUCGAAAUGGUAGCCCAUGACCCGCUUCGAUACGUAGGUGACAUGUUGGCCUGGACGCAUUCGGCUACCGUUGGUGAAAAGGAAUCCCUCGAGGCAUUGUUCAUUUCCGAGGGUGAUGAGAUUGCAAAAGGUCUUAAAUCGGGCAGAGACCGUGAGCCCUGGGCAGUUCUACCAACGACCCAUGACGCGUCAGCUGCAUUCAAUGCUACUGAGAUAUUGAAGGAAUUGGUAGACCGGAAUCUGACCGGUGUAUCACGAAUGUUACGUCAACGAAUAGAGCAAGCGAUUCAGGCAAACGAAGAUAUCAUAUGCGCCUAUAAGCUAGCCAAUCUGAUAGACUUUUACCGCGUCUUAUUUUCCAAAUUACUCGGGAUGCAGUCUCACCUUCUCGAUUGUCUUAAGGGCCUGGAGUCUGCCGCCACCCGGCAGUUCCGCUCAUUGAUUCGAGAUCAUAUUGGGACUCUGCAGGGGGACCUUCAACGACUACCCCAAGACUUGGAGUUGCCCAUCUUUUUUCAAGAUGCCCUCGCCCAACUUACCGCCAUCAUGAAGACAUAUGAUACCUCGUUGGAUGAAUCCUUGGAUCGGGAAUCUAACUUUGAUCCUGUUCUUGUUGAGGCCCUGGACCCCUUCAUUACCGGUUGCGAAACACUUGCAAACAGAAUGACGCCUUUGUCCCAGGCCAUAUUUCUAAUCAACUGCAAGCUCGCAGCCGUCGAAGUACUGCGGCCAUUUGACUUUACGAGGGAUAAAGUCAACCGGCUUCAAAAUAGCGUCGCAAAGGACAUGACUGUCCUUGAAGAAAGCCAGUUCUCCUUUCUUUGCAAGGGCUCCGGCGUAGAAGAUAUCUUUCAAGCAGUGGGAACCCUACAUACCGCACCGGGGGACGGGCGAGUACUGUCCUCUCUCCCCGCCUUUCAACCCGACGCAUUAAGCCAAGCUAGCAGAACCUUGGAUGAUUUCCUACCCUCCGCCCACAUCGAUGCCAUCCAUAAUCUGAACAAACUGCAAGACUCGUCUCUCGCGAGUCGCUUAACAGAAACGGCUAUAAAGAGAUUUUGCGAGAGGUAUGAGCAAGUUGAGGAAUUGAUUAUCAUGGCAGAUACCUACGACGAGAAUGACAAGCCUCGGGAUGUUAAGCUUAGAGAUAUAUUCUCACGGACUGCCGCCGAGGUCCGCGUUCUUCUGUCUUAA
This is a messenger RNA of Scedosporium apiospermum, 2106 nucleotides long. Its product is annotated as Conserved oligomeric Golgi complex subunit 6. The transcript has 2 exons. The coding region runs from base 1 to 2106 and encodes 701 amino acids. Gene Ontology annotation, cellular component: COG complex. The record is from RefSeq and is a predicted model, not a curated record. NCBI's taxonomy places the organism in Eukaryota, Fungi, Ascomycota, Sordariomycetes, Microascales, Microascaceae. Gene Ontology annotation, biological process: intra-Golgi vesicle-mediated transport.